AUGGCUAUCCUUUCGACACCGCUGCAAUACAUCAAAUCUGUACCACCAGUGACGCGUUUUUUUACUGCGGCUACUUUAGCUUCCUCCACAUUGUAUCUUUGGAUAAGAUGGACAACAGGCCCUACACCGGUUGCCUACUUGACAUUGGUACCUGGAACAAGCCUGUUCUUUCCUUGGACAUUUGUAACCUCAGCCCUGGUCGAAAUAAGUGUUAUUGAGGCGAGUAUUCUCAUUAUCUCGCUUCUUGUCAUUCCCGCUUCGUUAGCUUAUUUUGAGCGCCUGUGGGGGACCGUCGAAACUCUCAAGUUUAUUAUCGUAUGCGUGACCGGACCCAAUAUCAUCGGGUGUGCCUUCAACUGGAUUGAAUUCGCUGUGACGCGUAAUGCCGAGUUGUUCCUAUAUGGCAUGGAGUAUCACGGUCAAAUGGCAUUAUUUAUCAGCCUGCUUGUUUCAUUUACUCAAGUGAUCCCUGAGCACCAAGUUCAAGUUUUGGGUUUUAUCAAGGCCCGCGUCAAGAGGCUUCCUAUGGCGUACUUGACUUUUUCGACCAUAAUGACACUACUUGGCUUCCAAAGCCCAUAUAUUCUCAUUCAGUUUGGCUGGUUUGUGUCUUGGAUAUACCUCCGCUUCUAUAAGCGCAGUGUUAGCGACUCCCUAGGAGGGGUAGUGUCGUAUGGUGACCGCAGCGAAACAUUUGCUUUGACAAGCUGGUUCCCACCAUUCCUGCAUACACCGCUAUCAAUGCUAGGAAGCACAGUAUACAAACUUGCAACACGUUUCCAUCUUCUUCCUACCUCUGUGCCUCAUGACAUUGAGUCUGGAGGGUAUAGUCAGGUGCCAGGUGGAGCUCGAGCCGAAGCUGAAAGGCGGCGGUCAGUAAUUUCUUCCAUUGUCCAAUCAACUGUGUUAACUCUCACUUCCAGGGCACUUGCACUGAAGGCACUUGACCAGCGACUGGCCAACUCCUCCAGUGGUUCGCCAACUCAGAGCGGAAUAUCUCAAGCUCAGUCUUCAAGACCCUCACCUGCUGCGCCCGCACCAGCACAGAAUGAAAGAAAAUCUAGCUCUGUGGAGAUGGACGUAGCAGACACGUCAGGCUCUGAUGAUGGAAGAAGAUAGUGUACGGCCUAAUGGUCAUCUUCAGUAGCUAAUAUCCCUGGAGCGUCUUCAUUUCAUUUGUCCAACUACAUAGCAAUAGCCUCAUGGUUACGUAAUAUAUACCAAGUCUGUUGACC
This is a messenger RNA of Suillus subaureus, 1235 nucleotides long. RefSeq names its product eukaryotic integral membrane protein-domain-containing protein. Gene Ontology annotation, biological process: retrograde vesicle-mediated transport, Golgi to endoplasmic reticulum. Gene Ontology annotation, cellular component: Golgi apparatus; membrane. NCBI's taxonomy places the organism in Eukaryota, Fungi, Basidiomycota, Agaricomycetes, Boletales, Suillaceae. The record is from RefSeq and is a predicted model, not a curated record. The coding region runs from base 1 to 1119 and encodes 372 amino acids. The transcript has 5 exons.